This is a messenger RNA of Indicator indicator, 1326 nucleotides long. RefSeq names its product acyl-coenzyme A thioesterase 5-like. The transcript has 3 exons. Gene Ontology annotation, molecular function: fatty acyl-CoA hydrolase activity. The record is from RefSeq and is a predicted model, not a curated record. Gene Ontology annotation, biological process: acyl-CoA metabolic process; fatty acid metabolic process. The coding region runs from base 1 to 1326 and encodes 441 amino acids. Lineage: Eukaryota; Metazoa; Chordata; Aves; Piciformes; Indicatoridae.
AUGUGGAGAGUGGCGGCUACCGCUGCUUCGGCCCCGGCCCGGCAAGCCCUCUGCCGUGCCCUGCCGCCGAGACGGCGGGCUGUGAGCGUGGCCGUUUCCCCUGCCGCUGGCCUGGCGGACGAGCGAGUGGAGACACGGGUGGCGGGGCUGAGCCCGGGGCAGCCGGUGACUCUGCGGGCUGUGGCGGCCAAUGAGCGCGGCUGCCUCUUCGAGUCGUGCGCGCACUACCGGGCGGACGGCCGCGGCCAGCUGCACCUAGGCACAGACGCCUCGCACGGCGGGAGCUACACCGGCGUGGAGCCCAUGGGGCUCUUCUGGAGCCUUGCCCCCGCCGGCAUGGAGAGGCCGUACCAGCGGCUCGUUCCCCGAAGCACCGGCGCUCCGAUGAAGGUGGAGAUGUUGGUCCACCAGGGUCACAGCCUGCCCGGCGCCAUCCCGGGGCCGGUGGUGGCCAAGGCUGAGGUGGAGAGGUGGUUUACCGCCCCCGGCGUGCGGAGGAUCCGGCUGAAGGAGGGAGGCGUAAGGGGCUCUCUCUUCCUGCCGCCGGGGGAUGGCCCCUUUCCAGGAGUGAUUGACAUGUACGGUGAUGAAGGAGGUUUGAUAGAAUUUAGAUCCAGUCUUCUGGCCACCCAUGGUUUUGCUGCUCUUUCUCUGCCAUAUUUUGACUUCGAAGAUUUGCCUAAAGUCAUGAAAGAACUCAAACUUGAGUACUUUGAAGAGGCAGCUAGAUUCCUACAGCGUCAUCCAAAGGUGAAGGGACCAGGAGUUGGAGUGAUUGGGACUGGCAAAGGAGCUGAAUUAGCACUCUCCAUGAUCACUUUCCUGCCAGAAGUCGUAGCUGCUGUCUCUAUCUCUGCCUGUAGUUCAAACACUAUUGCAGACCUCCAUUAUGGUGAGAUGACUCUGCCUGGGCUUCGUUUUGAUAUGAAUAAGGUCAGUGUUUCUGACACUGGUGUCUUCGACAUUUUUGAUGCUCUGGACGACCCAACGAACCCUGCUAAUUCUUCUUGCAUGAUCCCCAUUGAGAAAGCAGAAGGUCACUUUCUCUUAGUGGUAGGGGAAGAUGACCGUAUGUGGAAGAGCUCCUUAUAUGCUGAGCUGGCAAUCAGGCGUCUGCGCCAGCAUGGGAAAGAAAACUUUGAACUCUUGAGUUAUCCAGGAGCAGGUCACCGAAUUGAUCCUCCUUCUACUCCGUUUUGUCAGGUAGCUAUGGAUCGUGUUCUAGGGGUACCUGUUCUGGGAGGUGGAGAAAGCAAAGCACAUGCCCAUGCACAGGAACACUCCUGGGGGAAGAUUCAGGAGUUUCUGCACUUGCAUUUGGGAUGA